UUUCAGAGGUUCGGAAUUUCUGGAAUACUUCAAUAGUACGAAUACACAAUGCAGUAAAUCGUCCAAUAUUUGCAUGAUCUGAAAACGAGGGGGGUGUUAGAUGUAACUCUGUGCUCCGGCAGUAUUAUGCAUGAAUUGGAAAGCUGAAUCGUGCAAAACGAACCAUAUUUAUCUGUUUAGAUCAAUAAUACCGUAUUCGCUACGAAGAGGGCUUGACGACGAAGUUUUAGGGGUAUUUCCAUCAACUGUUGUUUCGAGUGGCUUCACCGACGACUGCCUCUUUCUUUUUUGAGUAUUUUUUUUUUGUGGAAAAUUACCAUUCUUAGUAGACAUCCUAUCUAAAUAUUUCGCAUUGUGUAUGCUUUAUUUUUUUCGUACAGGUAUUCUUGGCGUUCAAACAAAAGAGAAUAGCGCAGCAAAGUUUCCACGCUUUUAAAGUAUUGCAUUCAAACAUUGCUGACGAUGGAUUUGCAACAGGAUUGGCAGGUUAACAAAAAUCUUAAAUCUCGAAUGAUGCAUCUACUGGAAACCGGAACAUGGAUGGACUGCCACUUCAUGGUCGGGCCGGAAACAAACUGCAAGAUGAUUGGGGCCCAUAAAUUCAUACUCUGCAUGGCGUCUCCUGUAUUCCAAGCAAUGCUGCGAGGCGAUCUAGCCGGCAAUGAUGAGACCAUUCACGUGCCUGAUGUCGAACCGGAGAUUUUUGAACUGUUGCUUAAAUACAUUUACACCGAUGAGAUCAGCGUUGGAUCGGUGGACGAAUCUAUCAAACUGUUCUACGCAGCCGAUAAAUAUAUGUUUCCAAUCGCUACAGAUCACUGCUUGGCAUAUCUACAGUCGGCUAUUAAUCCGCAGAAUGUAUGCCGCAUUUACGAAUUUGCAAUGUUGCAUAGCCAGCUGAAUUUCGUUAAUAAAUGUAUGCAUUAUAUAAUGAACAAUGCAAAAGACGUCUUGAACGAUGAGAGUUUCAUGGAGGUGGAUCUAACUACAAUUAUUGAAAUAUUAGAUUUUGAAUAUCUAAAUAUCGAUAACGAAUUAGAUUGUUACAGGGCAUUAUCUAAAUAUGCAUUAAAACACCAACUAUGCCUUUCGAAAGAUUUUGCAGCAGGAAACUCGAAAAAUGAAGGUCAAGAAUCGAAAACAAAUGGCCAGUUGACAGAAGCGGAAGUGGUUCCCGCAUCUAAUCGGAAUUUACCAACAAUUCGCGAUGCUCUUCUUCGUAUUCGUUUUCUGACAUUGACCCCAGAGCAGCUCGCUCCUGAGUUGGCAAAAAUGGAUCUCCUAACUCAAACGGAAGCCUUCAGCAUUUUAAUGAAUGUCAUCACUCCUGACAAUGGUUAUCCGAUGCCGGAAGGUUUUUGUACUGAAAGACAAAGACGAAAGCGUAUAUUAACCAUUAAAAAGGCAACCUAAAAUCGUGACUUCAGGAAGCAUCGCUCCCAAGAUUCAGUGAAAUGUUCAAGUAAGACUACAACGAUGGAUCCGUUGCCGUACGACGCAGGCAAAUAAAACACAUUUUCGGCCCUCGGAGAAGAAGCGUAAAUCGCUAAUUUGAUCCAGUCCCAACGUGAAUAUUGAACCAGCUCCUGUUGGGUCACUUCGUCAAUCGCUAGCGUUCAUAAAACUUGUAGAUAGGCUCGCUAUCACACGGAAUAACAGUGCUACGUACAUUGUUUUUAAAGAAAUUAUUGAAAAUAAAAUUUUAAUUUUAAUCGCAUUUAGAUUUGUGAAAUUCCAGUUAGGUCCCAUUCUUCGAGGUGCAAAUAUAUUUAGCAUGUAACGAAAUCAUGCCAAAUGUAGCUGGCAACAAUGGUCGCUUGUUGUCUGCACAUUUUCCGCGGUGAAUAGUAUAGAAAAAUAGGAAGAACAAUAAGCCUGUUGUUGCCUCUUCUCUUUGCUUCGCCUUAGCAGUCUAACAUAGGGUAAAGUGCCUAUUUUCACCAUACUAAGCAAAGUGCCUCACUAAUUCGUUAAUUUCUCGCCCUACAAUCAUUCGAAUGCGUAAAAAUUAAUACCAACAGCUUUGCUUCGUUGUUAAGAACCAAUAUAAUAACACAAAUGCGCUGAAAACAGUGAAAUUCUCGUGUUUGAGCGCAAUGAAAACUCGAAUCGAGUGCCCCUAAUAUUGCGCUACCAUUUGAUUCAAUGUGUUGAACAAAGAUGGCAGACACUGCUCUAACCAACGGCUUCAAAUGGGUAGGAUGAUAAUAGAAACAUGGCGUAAAUGGGCUCAUCACCCUACACAUAUUCUUUCUCGGCGGCACUCAUAAGCAGUAUUAGUUUACGCGAAAUUACAAACGCGCUAGUAUACACGAUAUACAAACUGUCACGCUAUAAAAAACGCGCCCAAUAUCAUGCAAAUGCUCGAGUCUUUCGUGACAAUACAAACCCGCUCGCGAACGUGAUCGUUCACGCAUACGACCUACGACCACGAUCUCGCAGACUUGUAAACGUCCCGGCGAUUAAGUCUUAGCAGCCCAGGUUCAAGGCUUCCAUCAUCGCCAAAAAAAAAAACAAAUCAAACUCGUCCCUUUAGAAAUCUCAGGGCGCCAUGGCCGGAUGCUCUAGUGAUAUGGGGAAACUCAUUUCCUUCUUGAUCUGAACCGUAGACCCAGAACCGCGGUUCGCGCGAAAAUGCAACACGAAAAUGUAAGUGGUCACACGGUUAUUCAAUCUAAUUUAUACACACAAGCCCUCACGAUCAUACCCAUUAACAUACAAUCGCUCGAGCUCGGCGCGAUAAUGCAAUCAUCCGCGCAUACCUACAGCCACGAUCUCGCAAACAUAAAAACGCUCCUGUGAUCAAGUGAACUUUUUAGUGCCUAAGAAUGUAUAUGCGCGGUUUCAAGUGUGAUUGUACAAAUGCGUGUUUAACCCAUUCAUGCCCAUGUUGUUUGUGGACAACAACGUUUUUAAACAUCUAUAACUUUUGAUUGAGACGAGAUUUGCUCACAAAAACAAGUAAGGCUCAAUAAUGUGAUUAUUGCCUUUAAUUUGAGUAUUAACAGUUACAAGGAUCAGCUCUAGAACUGAAGUUAUUGCAAUUAGUCUGAUUGGAUUCCGAUGGAUCAGUGUUGCCAGGGACAGUUUACGUUGACGACGGAAAAUGAUUUUUUCAUAUACCUUCAUUAUGGUGCAAUAUUAUUGAAAACUGUUAAAACUUAUCAAUUUAGACUGUCGUUGGCUACGUUUUCCACGUAAUUGGACUAUUGUAAUUAUUCUAGGAGAAUUGUAUUGAGCAUUAGAAGGUAAAAAUUGACCAGCUUCUAGCACUGCCAUGGAAGCACCUAUCUUUAUGAAAAUUGGCUUUUCGUUUUUCUUGACCCAACCGUUUUCAAGGAAAAAAAGUUUUGAAACCCUACAUGCACUAGAAAAAAGUUGGGCAUGAAAGGGUUAACGAGAACCUGAAUCGGUCACUUGCGGAAACCCCUACCCUACGUCCUAGCAGCCUAGGUCCAUGCCUUCAGGUGGACUAUUUUUUUUAAAAAUUAGUCAUCCCUUCCCUUGGUUGAUGGGUUUGACGGUAUUGCAAACAUCAUGCGUAUUUGUGCAUUCGUUUUUAAAAGGCCUCUUACAGAAAAUUGCUUUAAGAUGGUUAUUGCACUACGCCUCGAUAGUGGUGCAUCGAGGAGACCGAGAGGGUUUAUGGCCCUUUUUAUGUUUUGAGUUUUUUCAUACUUUGUACCAGCCUAAACCAACGAUCAACCAUUAGCCUGUGCACGCUGGCAUGACCAACUGGCGGAUCGACGUGGAUUGGCUUUUAUCUGUGGGCCGUAGUUGCGGACAUUUUUGCACAGGUUGUUGGCGGUGUUAGGGGACACGGCUCGCAAUGGUGGGUCAUUGUGUGUCGAUUUCUCGGCCAGCUUCGUCAUCGUGCACUGGCUAAUUAAGGAAAUGUAAAAGUAGAAGCCUAUUAGUGUUAGUGCACGUACUAAUCGUCUGAGUAUUUGUGACAGCUGGGUCAGGGAAUGGAUGCAGAACUGGCGUAUAUGAUGGAAUGGUGGGUAAUCGUUCCCAGGAUUCGUUGGUCACUUUUUCCGGCGUUUAAUUCGUGCAUUGGAUUUGAUUCAUUCGGGAAGAUUGGAUUGGAUAAAUUAAGGUACGAUUAAUUUAUCGACACACGUGAAUCAUCCAUUCCCGGUCAGCAUAGCAUGAAAAAAUCCGAACAGAAUGCAUUUGUCGUUACUAGUAAAUAAAUAUCAUUUGCUGGCACUCAGACGAGUUCAAGUAGCAUGCUGCGUGUUACUUGUAUUCCUUUCUUCUACUUCAUUAGUCUGUUUUUGUUGAAUUUCUAUUGGUUUGCUUUUCUACUACUCAUGUGUUCCAAAAAUAAUAUCGAUCCAUUCAUUCACUUCGAUCGGUCGAUUUAU
This is a messenger RNA of Topomyia yanbarensis, 4370 nucleotides long. RefSeq names its product BTB/POZ domain-containing protein 6-B-like. Gene Ontology annotation, molecular function: protein binding. Gene Ontology annotation, cellular component: P-body; cytosol. Bases 463 to 1413 code for a protein of 316 amino acids. The transcript has 2 exons. Lineage: Eukaryota; Metazoa; Arthropoda; Insecta; Diptera; Culicidae. The record is from RefSeq and is a predicted model, not a curated record. Gene Ontology annotation, biological process: neurogenesis.